Huiozyma naganishii CBS 8797 is the source of this 639-nucleotide messenger RNA. It is a transcript of the gene GLC8, whose product is annotated as PP1-complex regulatory subunit GLC8. The record is from RefSeq and is a predicted model, not a curated record. The coding region runs from base 1 to 639 and encodes 212 amino acids. The transcript has a single exon. Lineage: Eukaryota; Fungi; Ascomycota; Saccharomycetes; Saccharomycetales; Saccharomycetaceae. Gene Ontology annotation, biological process: regulation of signal transduction. Gene Ontology annotation, molecular function: protein phosphatase inhibitor activity.
AUGGGAGGAAUACUGAAGAACCCGUUACCCAGGGAGCAAGUGACGAAGGAGAACGAGGACGAGUCGUUGGUGGCGUUCCGGAAGCGGGUGUUUGACAACACGCAGUUGAACGCCAAGUUGUCCUCGCACCAGAACAGCAAGCAGUUCAACGCUCAUGUGCCUCGGGACACGAUAUCGCUGAAGCACGCGAAGGAGCAUGGCGAGGGGCAAGAGGCAGAAGGCGCGGAGGAAGGGGAGGAUCUGAGGUGGAACCACAAGAACUUGGAGGACAACGAGGUGACGAAACAGCAGUUCCAGGAUAUCCACAUCGACGAGCCCAAGACACCGUACCAGGGUGCGGUGGACCCGCAGGGGGAGUACUACCGUGUGGACGACGAGGACGAUUUGAACAAUUUCACCUUGGGAGAGGCAGAAGUGGAGGUUCCUUCGAGAGAAGAGACACCCAGUGAUAAUGCAGAAGAGGAAGAGUCCCAAGGCGAUCAAGAUCCAGAGGAGGAGACCCCGGAGGCGCGACACAAGCGGUUUGAGGAGAUGAGGAAGAAGCAUUACAAUGUGCGGGAAAUCUUUCAGCACAAGAAACAGCCGGAAGAAGACGAAGAAGAAGAAGACGACGACGAGAACAGCAAGACUGACUCGUGA